GAAUGAGAAAGGUGAAACUGCUCUGCAUCGUGCCUGCAUUGACGGAAACUUGAAGAAAGUGAAAUCUCUUGUUGCAGAGGGUCAUCCAGUGAACCCAAGAGAUUUCUGUGGUUGGCUGCCUUUACACGAAGCCUGCAACCAUGGUCAUGUGAGCGUUGUUGAGUACCUGUUGGAGGCGGGAGCUUGGAUCAAUGACCGAGGUGGUGAACGAUGUGGCGGAGUAACUCCUUUGAUUGAUGCUGCCAAUUGUGGCCACCUGGAUGUAGUUAAACUGCUGGUAGAGAAGGGAGCCCAAGUCAUGGCAAGAGAUGAUGAUGGAAACACAGCAUUGGACAGCCUCCGUUCUUGGUACAGCAGAACUGGAGAUGUCCUUGAACUUGCUGAUGAAGUAGAAUAUAAGAAGGUUGAGAAGAUGCUGCUAAAUGUGGCAG
Molecule: messenger RNA, 431 nt
Organism: Candidula unifasciata
Lineage: Eukaryota; Metazoa; Mollusca; Gastropoda; Stylommatophora; Geomitridae
Source: the annotation of a GenBank genome assembly